CAGAACUACAGCUACCCUCACCCCACUACCCUAUCCCUUGGCUUUGGAGAAAUGACAAAUUCUAGAUAUGUCUACAGUAUUAUUGCCCUGUCGGUCUAUUUGAUGAUCGUUCUAUUUAACUGUUCCGUCAUCUUAAUCAUAGUGUUCCAUAAAAGUCUACACGAGCCAAUGUACAUCUUCAUAUCCAUACUGUGCGUCAAUGGGCUGUACGGCAGUAGCGCAUUUUUCCCCAGCCUAUUUGUGAACUUAUUCUUCAAGAUUAACUACAUCUCUUACAUUGGUUGUGUUACACAAGUGUUCUGUAUGCAUACCUACUCAGGGUGUGAGAUGACCAUCCUAACCGUCAUGGCUUAUGACCGCUAUGUGUGUAUCUGCAACCCUCUGAGAUACAACAAUAUAAUGUCACUAACCUCAGUUGCCAAACUUGUGGUCUUGGCUUGGAUGUACACCAUUCUCCUGGUUUCCAUACAUAUCGUAUUGACCAUUAGACUUCCAUUAUGUGACCGGGUCAUCCUGAAGAUCUACUGCGAUAAUUGGUCAAUCGUAAGACUCUCUUGUGUUGACACAACAGUCAACAAUGGAUAUGGUCUUUUCAUUGCCUCCACCUUUGUUUCAUUGAUGCCAAUUCUGAUCAUUUGCUCUUAUAUACAGAUUCUCAGGGCUUGUAUAAGGUCCUCAAAAGACUUUCGAGCAAAGGCCCUGCAAACAUGCACCCCUCACCUCAUCACCAUCACCAAUUAUACCUCUAAUUUACUCUUUGAACUGUUCAUGUACAGGUUUAUACCCACUGAAUUCCCUUUUGAACUGAGGAUGGUCAUGUCUGUCCAGCUCAUUGUUGGGCCGCCAAUCAUAAACCCUUUAAUUUAUGGACUGAAGAUGAGAGAAAUUCGGAUAAGGAUUGUCCAGCUCUAUCAUUUACAGAGCAGAAAAGUCAACAACACUUAG
Molecule: messenger RNA, 945 nt
Organism: Hyla sarda
Lineage: Eukaryota; Metazoa; Chordata; Amphibia; Anura; Hylidae
Product: olfactory receptor 52D1-like
Exons: 1
Coding region: 52-945 (297 amino acids)
Biological process (GO): G protein-coupled receptor signaling pathway
Cellular component (GO): membrane
Molecular function (GO): G protein-coupled receptor activity; olfactory receptor activity
Source: RefSeq, a predicted model, not a curated record